Molecule: messenger RNA, 1338 nt
Organism: Anthostomella pinea
Lineage: Eukaryota; Fungi; Ascomycota; Sordariomycetes; Xylariales; Xylariaceae
Source: the annotation of a GenBank genome assembly
AUGCUGUCUCCGAUAGGCUCUUGCUUCCCACGCUCGCCAGCGCGCGUUCUGCUGGUAGUCUUGCUAUUCUUCGUGUUGCGUCAACUGCUUCAUUUUAGGUCACCUGGGCAGCCGGUCCGCCUCAGCGAACACAGCGUCCAAGAUGAUGACCGCUUAAACUGCGAGGGCCUCGAAGGGCUCAAAGACAUAUUCGUACUCUUGCGGACAGGGACCACCGAAGCGCCCAAGAAGCUACCUGCGCACUUCGCGACCACGCUACGCUGCGUCCCAAACUACGCCAUCUAUUCCGACUUUGAAGAGGAUAUAGCCGGCCACCACAUUUACAACGCCCUGGACGAGAUAGACCCAGAGAUCCGAGCGUCGCACCCAGACUUCGAAUACUACAACCGACUGCAAGGGAAGGGCAGGGAGGCUUUCACAGCUGAAGAGAUAGCGCAAUGGUCGUCUGCUAAGAACACCAUGGGCGGACGGGACAGUCCGGGGUGGAGGUUGGACAAGUGGAAGUUCCUCCCGCUGGCCGAUAAAGGGUACCGCGCGAACCCCAGGGCGAAAUGGUACAUCUUCGUCGAGUCGGAUACCUUCAUCCUGUGGAAGACGCUUCUCGAGUGGCUCUCCAAGUAUGAUGCUUCGAAACCGUACUACUUGGGCCAGCAGAUGCAGAUUGGCGACGUGGUGUUUGCGUAUGGCGGAGCCGGGUUUGCCGUUUCGAAUCCGGCCAUGAAGAAGGUCGUGGAGCACCGCAGCGCGAACCUCAAGUUCUACGACGACUUCACGGCCGGUCACUGGGCUGGUGAUUGUGUCCUUGGCAAAGCCCUUUUGGACGCCGGAGUGAAUCUCCACUGGUCGUACCCGACACUUUCGGGUGACGAACCAGCAGAUACGGACUUUGACUCUGGCUUCGGCGGGCCGGAGAGGAAACCGUGGUGUUACUACGCCGCGAGCUAUCAUCAUCUCCCUCCGUCGGAGUUUGCGACCUUCUCCGAGUUUGAGCGGAGAUGGAACAAUGAAAACACCACGCUCAUGCGUCACUACGAUAUCUUCCGGAACUACAUUCAGCCGCGUCUCCGGUCCGAACGUUCAGACUGGGACAACUUGUCGGAGAAGGAGCAGACUUCGGAGAGCUCUUUCAAGGCGUGCCGCGACGCGUGUCAGAGUCAGCAGGAUUGUCUGCAGUUCUCCGUCUCCGGCUACAGCUGCAAGACGUCUACGGCGCUGAAACUGGGCCACAAGAGCUCUGCUGAGGAGCAGGUCGCAUCCGGGUGGAUGCUGGAUCGCAUCGAGGAUUUUACCAAGCGCAUGGACGCGGCCUGCGUCGACCGAGACUGGAUCAUGCCAUAG